GCUGGCACCACCCACUGUUGUAGCUCUGGGUGACUGAGCACGCGUGGUUUGUGAGUGGACGAUCCCGGGCGCCAAGGUUAUAGACAAUUUGUGAAAUGAGUGACUCUGAUGAUGACGAUAUCCCCCGGCUGUCUUCCCACACCUUAGCAGCCCUCCAGGAAUUUUAUGCUGAGCAGAAGCAACAAAGUGACCCAGGCAGAGAUGAUAAAUAUAACAUUGGAAUAAUAGAAGAGAACUGGCAGCUGAGCCAGUUUUGGUACAGUCAGGAAACCGCUUUGCAGCUUGCGAAGGAAGCGAUUGCAGCUGCUGGAGAAGGUGGCAGAAUAGCCUGUGUGAGCGCCCCCAGUGUUUACCAGAAACUGAGAGCCCUACACAGAGAAGACUUUUCUGUAUACAUCUUUGAAUAUGACAAAAGAUUUGCUAUAUACGGAGAGGAGUUUAUCUUCUAUGAUUACAAUAAUCCAUUGGAUUUACCUGAAAAAAUUGCUGCACAUAGUUUUGACAUCGUAAUAGCAGAUCCCCCCUACCUUUCCAAGGAGUGUCUCAGAAAAACAUCAGAAACCAUCAAGUAUCUGACUCAGGGCAAGAUUCUGCUGUGCACAGGUGCUGUCAUGGAAGAAGAGGCAGCAAAACUUCUUGGUGUGAAGAUGUGCAAGUUUAUUCCAAAACACACCCGGACCCUGGGAAAUGAGUUUCGCUGUUAUGUGAAUUAUGAUUCUGGGCUAGACCAUGAAAUCUAAAUGCAGAUAGUAAUAUAAUAUGUAAAGGAUCCUGUGUGACAUUUCUCUCUUAUUAUUUCCUUGGUAGAUUGAAAAGUUAUAACCUUCUCCCCUCCCCUGCAAAGUGGGGCUCUCCCUGGCCUAAUUUUCAUAUUAAAGAAUAUAAGAUAUCAUUAU
Messenger RNA from Callorhinus ursinus (northern fur seal), 896 nucleotides. RefSeq names its product EEF1A lysine methyltransferase 1 (gene EEF1AKMT1). The record is from RefSeq and is a predicted model, not a curated record. NCBI's taxonomy places the organism in Eukaryota, Metazoa, Chordata, Mammalia, Carnivora, Otariidae. Gene Ontology annotation, molecular function: nucleic acid binding; protein-lysine N-methyltransferase activity. Gene Ontology annotation, biological process: methylation.